Molecule: messenger RNA, 3102 nt
Organism: Malassezia restricta
Lineage: Eukaryota; Fungi; Basidiomycota; Malasseziomycetes; Malasseziales; Malasseziaceae
Product: mannosyl-oligosaccharide alpha-1,3-glucosidase
Exons: 1
Coding region: 1-3102 (1033 amino acids)
Biological process (GO): N-glycan processing; carbohydrate metabolic process
Cellular component (GO): glucosidase II complex
Molecular function (GO): alpha-glucosidase activity; carbohydrate binding
Source: RefSeq, a predicted model, not a curated record
AUGCAUCGCCCCUCGUUGCUGGUGUGGGUGCUGACACUCGCUUGUGCAGCUGCGCUGGUCGCUGGUGUGAACCCUGGCGUGUUCAAGGGGUGCAGCGACUCGAGCGUAUGCCGUCGAUUUCGGAAGGUGGCAGAAAAUGUCGAGUCGUUCACGCGCCCGGCGUACGUCUCGCCAUAUUCGCUGGGUAGUGUGCCCGAGCUUGAGGGUGCGGCCUUGCAUGUGCCUGUCAUGAGUGCAUUGCACGAUGUGUCAUUCGAGCUAAAGACGACUUUCUUUGCGGACGGCAAUGCACGCCUGCAAAUGGAUGAGCGUGCGCCGACCUACAAGGACUGGCGUCACUAUCCUGAAGCUAGUGUAUGGGGCAUUGCCGAGAUGCCUGCGCUCGCGCACAAUGUACAGAUUAAGCAGCAGAGCAAGGCUAAGACUGUUGUGUCAUGGGGUGAUAGCACGCACGAAAUGCACAUCGAGCAUGCGCCUUUGCGGAUUUCUUUUGUAAGAGACGGCAUCGUGCAAAUGAUUCUGAAUGAGCGUGCCCUGUUGCAUAUGGAGCACUUUCGCGCUAAGCCGGAGGACGGACUACCCAAGACGGAUGAACAGCGAGCAGCGCACCUCCAAUCUCGUGUCCAUGACCUGAAGCAGCGGCACCCUACUGCGUCUGCUUCGACCAUCGACAUGUGGUCCAAGUUUGAGACGCCCGAUGAAGGCGAGUGGGAAGAGUCAUGGGGCGGUGUAGCAGACUCCAAGCCGAAAGGUCCUGAAGGCGUGGCUCUGGACAUUUCGUUCCCUGGCUACGACACGCUCUAUGGCUUACCAGAGCACGCCAGUCCUUUAUCGCUUCGCUCGACGCGCGCUCCGCCAAAGGGAGAGGAGGAAGAGGCCGGUCGAUUUACAGAUCCUUACCGUCUAAUGAAUACGGAUGUGUUCGAGUACGAAUACGAUAGUCCGAUGGCGCUAUAUGGCAGCGCUCCAAUUGUGCAUGCCCUGAGCCAAUCGAGUGCCGUCAGUGUGCUGUGGAUGAAUGCCGCCGAAACGUGGGUGGACAUCCACAAGACAAAGCACCGUCCAGGACCGAAGCCAGCGUCGGCAGCGCUGCGUGCGGCCUCGCGAGAUGAUGCCAAGGCGCUGUCGGGCGGCUCGUCGACGCGCUCAUCGCACGUGCAUUUUAUGUCCGAGUCUGGUAUUCUGGAUCUGUUUGUGUUUAUGGGUCCGACGCUGCACCGAAACAUGGAGCGGUACAUGUCGUUGGUUGGUCGCACGGCGUUGCCGCAGUAUUUCGCGAUCGGCUAUCACCAGUGUCGCUGGAACUAUUGGUCAGAUGGCGACGUCAAAGAUGUGAGCUCGCGCUUUGAUGAAGCUGAUAUCCCGAUGGAUGUGAUUUGGCUGGACAUUGAGUACAGUGCUGAGCACAUGUACGGCAUGUGGGACAAGAAGGCGUUCAUCGACCCGUCCGGCAUGGUGCAGGCUCUCGAUGAGCGCGGGCGGAAACUAGUCAUUAUUUUGGAUCCGCAUUUGAAAAAGACGGACAAAUAUUAUCUGUACAAGGAGGCCAGGGACUUGGACCUGCUCGUCAAAAAUCCAGACAACAAGACCAACUACGAGGGCGAGUGCUGGAGCGGCCAAGCGAGCUGGAUCGACUUUUUCCAGCCCCGUACCUGGUCGUGGUGGAUCGACCAGUUUAGUCUCAUAAAGCACAAGCUGGAGGCUAAUGCUCGCAAUGUAUUUGUAUGGAACGACAUGAGCGAGCCGGCUAUCUUUUCAGGUCCCGAAGUGUCUUCGCCGAAAGAUGUACUGCACUACCCGGGCUGGGAAAACCGCGACAUUCACAACAUCAAUGGCUUGAUCUUGCAUAAUCUCACUGCCACGGGACUGACGCGUCGUGAGCUAGGCACGCGUGAUACCUCUGGCAAGGUUGGCGUGGAGCGCCGGCCCUUUGUGCUAAGCCGGGCAUGGUGGCUUGGAUCACAGCGAUUUGGUGCGAUUUGGACCGGUGAUAACCUCGGCACUUGGGAGCACUUUGCGAACAGCGUGCCGAUGAUCCUGCAGAACGGUAUGGGUGGUAUGAGCUUUUGUGGCGCGGACAUCGGCGGAUUUUUCGGCAAUCCCGACACGGAACUUCUUGUACGAUGGUAUCAGGCAGGCAUCUUUGAGCCGUUUUUCCGGGCGCACGCACACAUCGACACCAAGCGUCGUGAGCCAUACCUGUAUGACGGUGCGGUAGGUGAUGCGUUGCGUGGAUUGCUGCGCCUGCGCUACAAGAUGCUACCGGUGUGGUAUACGGCCUUCUGGCAUUCGAGCUUGAAUGGACAGCCUGUGCUCAAGCCACAGGCGCUUGUUUUCCCGCACGACACGGCUGGAUUUGAUGUGGACGACCAGUACCUCCUUGGCGAUUCAGGCUUGCUGAUCAAGCCCCCUACGACAAAGGGUGCGUCGCAUGUCGACAUCUACCUCGCUGAUGACGAAGAUUACUAUCACCACUUCACGGGUCACGUAUAUCGUGCUCCUGGUGGCCGUGUGGCUGUACCGGCACCUCUCUCCGACCAUGUGCCGAUGCUUCAACGUGGUGGCUCGGUCGUGCCGAUGCGGGAGCGUGUGCGUCGUUCAGCUGAAUUGCAACGCCUCGAUCCGUUCACCUUGUACAUCGCGCCGAGCCAUGAUGAGCUUGCUGCCGAGGGCCAUCUGUACAUGGACGAUGGUCAGACUUUCGCGUACCGUGACGACCAGGCGUUCCUUGCACGCAAAUUUACAUUGACACGCGAUGGCCCAGGGCACUUGCGCCUAGCAUCCACAUCGCUUACGGGUCGUGACAUACAUACGUCUGCGUCGUCGACAGCUCUCCAAGUGCCCGGUAAUGCGUAUGAGCAAGAAACGUCGUCUGUGCGUGUUGAACGCAUCAUUGUCUAUGGCUUGCCAGAAGUGUACCGCAUCAUCGCCCGCGAUGCCCACGGCCACGAGACGUCGUUGGCAUUUACGUAUACGUCAGGUACUUCACGAUCUCCCACGGCCUCCGACGCCAGUGCCAGGCUAGCGUCGCGCCUCGAGAUUCGCGAUCCACGUGUUUUGAUUGGACAAGAUUGGUCCAUCCUUAUGGAAAUCGCUCCCUAA